AAUAAGAGAACCUCCUGUCAAGAUCCUGGCGAGAAUAGGCCACACAGCCUGAUGUUCGCCAGUUAAAAAACCAACUCAACCAACCAUUACAAACUUCCACUCUUAAAAUGGCUCGCACAAAGCAGACUGCUCGCAAAUCUACCGGUGGCAAAGCUCCCCGCAAACAGUUGGCCACGAAGGCUGCUCGUAAGAGUGCCCCAGCCACUGGCGGUGUCAAGAAACCCCAUCGAUAUCGCCCCGGUACCGUCGCUCUUCGAGAGAUUCGCCGUUACCAGAAGUCGACUGAGCUUCUGAUCCGCAAGUUGCCCUUCCAGCGCUUGGUCAGAGAAAUCGCCCAAGAUUUCAAGACCGAUUUGCGCUUCCAGAGUUCGGCCGUCAUGGCGUUGCAGGAGGCAAGCGAGGCCUACUUGGUUGGGCUUUUCGAAGACACCAACUUGUGUGCCAUCCACGCCAAGCGAGUCACCAUCAUGCCCAAGGACAUCCAACUUGCCCGUCGUAUUCGUGGCGAACGUGCCUAAGCUUAAACUUCGAUUGUUCAAAUAAAACGGUCCUUUUCAGGACCACAA
Molecule: messenger RNA, 566 nt
Organism: Daphnia magna
Lineage: Eukaryota; Metazoa; Arthropoda; Branchiopoda; Diplostraca; Daphniidae
Product: histone H3
Exons: 1
Coding region: 108-518 (136 amino acids)
Cellular component (GO): nucleosome
Molecular function (GO): structural constituent of chromatin; DNA binding; protein heterodimerization activity
Source: RefSeq, a predicted model, not a curated record